UCUCGGCCCUUAAAACCAGCCGCAGCCGGCGUCCCCUCACUUCACCCGGAUCAUCUCUGUUCGGUUCUUGGGAGUUUUUUCUGGAAGUUUUGUGUCCAACAUGGCGCAGAUCAACACCUGCCUGAAGCACACCUUCACCAUCUUCAACAUCCUCUUUGCGAUUGUGGGCGGAGUCAUCAUCGGUCUCGCUCUGCUGUGUCAGGUCGUCACCAAUGUGGAAGGACGAGAAGACCUGGAGGGUCGUACCGGCGGCCUGGUCGCCCUCUAUGUGUUCGGAGCCAUCACCAUGAUGGUCGCCAUCCUGGGCGCCUACGGAGCUCACAAGGAGAGCAAAUGCUCGCUCAUCGCGUUCCUGGUCUGUAUGAUCAUCGGAACCCUGCUGAUGCUCCGAGCUGGAAUCCCGACCGCCAUCGCUCGUCCUCAGGUUGAGAACAUUUUGAGGGCAAAGUUGCAAGAUUAUCUGCCUCUGGAUGAUGCUCCGUCUGAUUUGCAGAACAUGGCCAACUCCCUGCAGACGUCGUUUCACUGCUGCGGUCUGUUCAGCUACACGGACUGGAGGAAGAACAUCCCACAAUCCUGUUCCUGCGACCCGGAGAUGGAGGAAGGCCAGUGUCAGAACAUCGAGUACAGGGACUUGCUUUUUCAGUUCGCUCAGACCAAGUCCAUCUACGCCAAGCCCUGCUUCCCCAUCAUGAUGCAUUACAUCCUGCUGUUCUUCGACGUCCUGCUCGGCGUCGUCUUCACUCUGGCUAUUCUGGCUCUGCUGGGUCUGGUCCUGUCCUCCAUCAUGAUCCAUCAGCUCCGUUAUCCGAACCGGCCCACCGUCCUGCUGUCGGUUCCGACCAUCUUCGCCCCGGCGCCGCCCAAAUACCAGGAGCUGCACAACCCCCCGCCCUACUGAGGCGCCCCCUGCUGGCGGAAAGUUCGGGUUCCUGUUGUUUUUUUUCUUGAUUAUUUCUGUUUGUUGAACUGUGUCCAAAGUGCCUGAAGUUUCAAUGUUUGUUUUCCUGCGGUCUGAAGUUUGAAAUGCACCUUUUCUUAGUUUCCUCUCUAACGUCACAGAAUAACUGUAAACGAAUCUCAUGUCUCCAGAAGAAGAUUUGUACCAAAAGACGGAAAAAUGUGAGAAAAUUAAUUUUUGUACGACAUUAAAAGUCUCUAUUUUGAGUUUAAGGUCCAACAUUUGACUCUUUAUUUUCCUAUUUUGAGCCAGAAACCCUCAAAUUUUGACUCACGUUUGACAGAUUUUUGUCACAUUUGAUGAAUUUUGAGUGUUUUGGACAAAAUUUUACUCAUUUUUGACCCUUUUUUUUUUUUUUUUUUUUUUUUUUGUAAGAUUAUGCACCUUUUGGGUAAUUUUGGACAGUUUGUGUUUCGGCCAAACUGUCAUUUUAAACAAAAUUUUUGACUUUUUUUUUUUUUUUGUCACAUUUGACAAAAUUGUCUCAAAUCGAGUAAUUUCAGACAAAAUUUAAGUCUUUUUCAGAUUCUUCUCACAUUGGAGACAUUUUCAGUCGUUUGGGGCAAACUUUGACAAUAUUUGAGCCUUUUUAACAGAUUUUGGCCUCAUUGCACAACCUUUUACUAAUUUUUGACAGAUUUUGUCACAUUUUUUAGUCUUUUUUUGCACUUUUAUUUUAAUCAGUUUGGACACAUCUGAAUACAAUGCCUGCGAAAAUUUGAAUGUUUCUUAAAGGUACCAAGAUUGAUCAUUUUUCUGUAACUUUUUGUUUGAAAAGUCAAAUUUAAGGGGAGAAAUGGUUUUAAAAUGAGUCCAAGUGAUGGUUAAAGUGUAGAUUUUGAGACGAACCUUGAAAUUCGGCUCUAAAGUUCUCUAGAAAAACAUCUUUAAACAAUAAAAAUGAAUAUUUUCUAAGACAUUUGCCUCAAAACUUCUCUUCUGGACACAUUUGAGCUGCAGAAAACCAUCUACAAACUUCUAAACUUAACAUUAGUAACAAUAUUUUUGAGAAAAGGCGUGAAACUGUUGCAAAAAUCCAAAAGAAAAACAUGUAAUGUGAUUGUGAAAAGUGAAAUAAGUGCCAAGAAUGUUUUCUGAAGCACUAAAAUCCACCUCUGGAGCAAAAAUGUCAAAAACUGACGUAAAUCCAGCCGUGGUUCAUUUCUGAAGUCGUCUUUGUUUUUAAAACGUUACAAAUAUGCUACUACUGUUUUUUUGUUUGUUUUUUUUGGUGUUUUUAUUUUCUUUCUUUGUUAUUAACAGCUGUAGUGCUCUUAUUUUGAAAAGGGAAGUGUGAUCGAAGGUCAGUUAAAUGGGUGAAGAGUCAUUUCAAAAUAAGUCUAUUACUACUUCUGAGAAAAACUAAGUUUGAGGGCAGAAAUCCACUUUUUGUGCUUUAUUUAGUUUGUAGGUAAGAAAACGAAAAUACUCCUUAUAUUUUACAAAUUUUUCUGUUUAAAUUGUCUGACGGAUCAACGACUAGCAGGAAUAAAAGACAAUAAAAGGAAA
Messenger RNA from Acanthochromis polyacanthus (spiny chromis), 2470 nucleotides. Its product is annotated as tetraspanin-8-like. Lineage: Eukaryota; Metazoa; Chordata; Actinopteri; Pomacentridae. Bases 101 to 901 code for a protein of 266 amino acids. The transcript is spliced from 9 exons. The record is from RefSeq and is a predicted model, not a curated record. Gene Ontology annotation, cellular component: membrane.